AUGGCCCGCCGUGGUGUCUUGCAGCUGAUCUCUCCAUUUAGACUCAACCGCAAAGACGGAAAGGACGGAAGAGUGAGGGAAACGAAGCAGCUUCCAACCAGCGAAGCACAACAGACAACAUCAUCCAGAUUCCCAGCAUCAUUGCUACACUACCCAUCGUCGACGGUGGUCGCGAUGCAUCAAGAACAGCUGGUCUCCAGAAUUAAUGCUGCGACUGCCAACUGUCACGAGUUCGAUCGUGCCUGUAUCAAGAGGGAAGCGCAUGAUGGUCUCGACAAGGGGUCACGCCGUGUUGACCAACAUGGUCGAGCAGGUGAUGGUAGCCGAACACUGAGUUCCACACCUGAGCUGCCGACGGUGUCCAUCGGCCCAUGA
Ustilago hordei is the source of this 375-nucleotide messenger RNA. RefSeq lists its product as uncharacterized. The coding region runs from base 1 to 375 and encodes 124 amino acids. Lineage: Eukaryota; Fungi; Basidiomycota; Ustilaginomycetes; Ustilaginales; Ustilaginaceae. The transcript has a single exon. The record is from RefSeq and is a predicted model, not a curated record.